Molecule: messenger RNA, 1266 nt
Organism: Chlamydomonas reinhardtii
Lineage: Eukaryota; Viridiplantae; Chlorophyta; Chlorophyceae; Chlamydomonadales; Chlamydomonadaceae
Exons: 2
Coding region: 119-751 (210 amino acids)
Source: RefSeq, a predicted model, not a curated record
CUGCCCUCUUAAACGCCAUAGAAAUUUGUAGCGCUGACUGGUCGCUGCUGCCAACCACCGCUUCGACACCAGCCAUCGCUCCGAGCAUCCCCGGCGCGCGCCUGCGCAACGUGCAAUCAUGGCGCUAGAGGCUGGCGUGAUGGCUAUCACUGUGGAGUUCGCUCAGGACCUGAACAACAAGGAGUGGUUUGGCAGGCAAGAUCCCUACUGCGUGGUGCAGGUGGGUGGCCAGAACUUCCGCACCCGUGUGGCCACGGACGGCGGCCGCAACCCCGUGUGGAACGAGACAUUCCGCUUCGAGAUCCUGAAUGAGAACGAGCUGCAGCUGGAGGUCAAGGACGACCAGCUGGGCCACGACGCCGUGCUGGGCACCGCCUCCAUCUCCUUGGCCCGCGCCCGGCAGCUGGGGGCAGACCGCGUGGAGGCUGCCGUCAUCAGCCCCCGCCACCGCACGCAGCACGGCGUGGUGUCGGUGGCCAUGCAGUGGGAGCCCAACGGCGGCAUGCGCCCGGGAUACGGCGGCGGCGGCUACAGCGCGUACGCAGCGCCCCCCAUGCCCAUGCAGCAGGCGCCGCCGCCCAUGCAGCAGUACGGCGGCGGCUACGGCGGCGGCUAUGGCAAUGCGCCCAUGGCGCAGCCGCAGCAGGGGUACGUGGAGGAGGUCGUGGUGGUGGAGCAGCCCGCGCACCACCGCCACCACCACCACCAGCAGCAGCAGCAGGAGGUGAUCGAGAUUGUACGGCCCUAUUGAUGAGGCGGCGGACGGUGUCCUUGAUGCUAGCAACGGAUCGGAAGCAACCGGGCCACGCCGGGCGCGGCACGUUCGGAAGGCUAGCGGCGGGCCCGCUUAAGCACGUACACUUACUGUACUGUGUGUGCGUGUGUGUGCGUGUGUGUGCGUGUGUGCGUGUGUGACUGGAUGUCGCUGAGGGCUCUAUAGGGUUUGGUCGACAAUGUCCGGCCGGCGCACAUGGACGGCUGCUGGGUGGGGAGCUGUGGUCAUGAUGGCAUACGGUAGUGGUGACGCCGUGCGCUACGGUAGUUAUAGGGCCCAGGGGUGGCAACAGGUAUGGCCGGUUUACUUGGCAUGUACGGUAGGUGGGGGCAAGAAUGGAUGAGAAGCGAGGCUACGCCGUGUGGCUGUGCCCGUAGGAAAAGGGUGCGCCUCUGAGUGAACACCGGGUGCGCUGAGCCCCUGGGCAACUGCUUGUUGAUUUCGACACAUACUGGUUUGCGGCGUGAGUGACAGUGUAACCUUGAUUUCGU